GAUGACAUACUCUGGCCAAUUUCUAAAGGUAUCAAACCUGGCUUCAGAUUUGACAUGUAUGCUUCUGUUCAAAAUGAUUGGAAUGAAGUGCAGUCAUUUCUCCUAAGUGAAAUGACAUGUAUCAGGUUCUCAAAUGCGUCGCACGAACUCGCGAUAACAUGGUAUCGUCACUUCAAUUUCGUUUCUGUGGGAACUGUGACUGAUUCCGGCAUAAUAUUACUUUCCGAGGAAUCUGAUUUGCGUAACGGUACUGGAGUUAAAACCGAAGAGUAUUUGGAUAUCAAGGGAAUAGGACCAAACAUUUUGAAAUUUUCGGUCCUAUCACAGAGUGAAUCCGUAGAGAUUCUGUUGAAUAACCAAGCGUAUUUCACAUACCAUCUGAAUAUGACCAACAUUCACGCAUUGCAUGAGUUGCAGGUGAAACGCACAUCGAACGAGUUUGGCAUAAAUGUCGCGUUGCAUGGUUAUCGGAUUAGGCUCGGGUAAUACCGGACAAGUAAAGAUGAAGACAGUCUAAGAUUCUUAUGAUACAAUGAGCUUUUUAUCCGUCGUUUUUUUCUAUAAAUACAGGAUUUAUGUUCACUGAGUGUUAUGAAAAUAAAUAUUUCAUGAUUGACAAUAGCCACGAUAAAAAAUAUGAUAAUUUUCAUUCCACAAGAUGAAAAUAAAUCCUAAAAUUUUAGAAAAACACUUGAAUUUUCUAUAUAUAUAUAUUUCUUUCUUUUUUCUGACAUUCCAAUUUGAAAGACUUCCUUUUAAAAUGUGGGUAUUUGGUAAAUUUUUAAGAAAGUAGUCCGACAAGACACCAAUGAAAGAUUGUGGAAAAUGUUUCUCUGCAGUGAAAAUAUGGGAAAUAAAUAUACGCAUUUUAUUUCAUCCAUAUUUCUCAUAUAACAAGUAAAUAAGUUAACUUUGAAUAAUAUAACGAAAAACAUAUAACGAUAAAGAAAGUAUCUGUUUGGAUUAGUUUUUAUGUAGCUUUUGAACAAUAAAUCAUGCAUUUUUGUGUUACAGCGCCCUCAAAAUUAAUAAUUUCAUGACAACACUUGAUUUUUUUCUUGUCCGCUGAGAAAUCCUCUCAGCCACGACGCAAUGAGUUUAAUCUGAAUACUUUUACGAUGAGGGUGUCUUUUUUCAGGAAAUAUUUUUUUUUUAGAAAAGAACAAUAAAUAAUACGUCAUUAAUUAAGAUAUGAACGGAACACAUGACGAAAUGUUAAUAUGUCUCCCUCAUGUUUCUCUGUGAUGUUUUUUUCUUUUCUUUUGAUAAUGAUUUGUUGUUAUGACAACAUAGUUAUUUUGAAUGUAUCACUUUUCAUUUUUUUCAGUUUUUUUCAAUUCUCUUUUCAAAAGAUUGACUUAUAGUUUUUUACAGAUGUUAAUAUAAAACUAAGAAGGUUAAUUCCCCAUUUUUCUUUAAAAAAAGCGUAUAGAUUUGUAAAUUUUUUAAUAUGAAUCAUGUUAAUGCCAAGACAGUACAAUCGCAUGUUAACAUAUAUUCUUUUGUACCUGAUUGAAUAAGAAAGAUGACGUUGUUUAAACGUGUUUCGUUUUAAAAUUUUGAUCAUUGACAUAUGUCACAAAGCCUAUGUGAAGUUGUUAAGUACAUAGAAGAUAUUAAAGUUUUUCUUUUCUAUAAGUGCAGGAUUUAUUUUCACUGAGUAAAUUGAAAAAAAAAAUCACGAGUGGUUGUAUAAUUAUAUGAGUGAAAUA
Molecule: messenger RNA, 1712 nt
Organism: Ruditapes philippinarum (Manila clam)
Lineage: Eukaryota; Metazoa; Mollusca; Bivalvia; Venerida; Veneridae
Exons: 4
Coding region: 55-486 (143 amino acids)
Source: RefSeq, a predicted model, not a curated record